AAGCGAACAUCGCUACCUGCUUGAUUCGUUUCGCCAAAGCAAUAGCUCAGCAGUACUUUGACGACUGCGCACAAACACGAGGAAAUCUCCCGUUUAAUACAUACUCGAGCGAAGAUGGCGGCUGUUGUGGAGAAUGUAGUCAAAGUCCUAGGGGAGCAGUACUAUAAGGAUGCCAUGGAGCAGUGCCAUAAUUACAAUGCGCGUCUCUGUGCUGAAAGAAGCGUCCACAUGCCAUUCCUGGACUCACAGACUGGAGUGGCCCAAAGCAACUGCUACAUCUGGAUGGAGAAGAGACACAGAGGUCCAGGGGUUGCUCCAGGGCAGCUGUAUACCUACCCUGCUCGUCGCUGGAGGAAGAAACGACGGGCGCAUCCUCCAGAGGACCCCCGCCUUGCCUUCCCUCCCCUCAAAUCAGAGGUGGAGCUGGCGCUGAAGAAGGACGUGCUGCCCCCUGCGGACGGCAGCAGCCUGGAGGCCCUGCUGAAGGCCGAGCCCCAGGAGAAGCGGGGCACCCCGGAGCUGCGGGGGCCCGAGGAGGAGCCCAGCGUGCCAGAGUUCACCGCCGGAACCCACAACUCGUCCACCCGCCUUAGGAAGAGAGUCCUGGAGCCUGAUGACUUCCUGGACGACCUGGACGAUGAAGACUACGAGGAAGAUACCCCCAAGAGACGAGGGAAAGGGAAGGGAAAGGGCCGUGGGGUGAGUAGCAGCCGGAAGAAGAUGGACGCUGCCGCGGCCGCCCUGGAGGACAGGGACAAGCCUUACGCCUGCGACAUCUGCGGGAAGCGCUACAAGAACCGCCCGGGCCUCAGCUACCACUACGCGCACUCCCACCUGGCGGAGGAGGAGGGCGAGGACAAGGAGGAGGCGGAGCUGCACACCCCCGUCCCGCACCACCCGGAGGAGCACAAGACCCCCAAGAAAGGACCAGACGGCCUGGCCCUUCCCAACAAUUACUGUGACUUCUGCCUGGGCGACUCCAAGAUCAACCACAAGACGGGCCAGUCGGAGGGGCUGGUGUCCUGCUCGGACUGCGGCCGCUCGGGUCACCCGUCCUGCCUGCAGUUCACUCCGGUCAUGAUGGCGGCGGUGAAGACGUACCGCUGGCAGUGCAUCGAGUGCAAGUGCUGUAACAUCUGUGGCACCUCUGAGAAUGACGACCAGCUGCUGUUCUGUGAUGACUGUGAUCGGGGAUACCACAUGUACUGCCUCAGCCCUCCCAUGUCCGAGCCGCCCGAAGGAAGCUGGAGUUGUCACCUGUGUUUGGAUCUGUUGAAAGACAAGGCCUCCAUAUACCAGAACCAGAACGCCCCUCCCUCCUGAUGAGUCCCCCCCGCGCUCCCGUCCGUCAAAGCCCUGAGACCACUCCCCUUCAGACCUCUCACCGGUGAGGGAGGGGGGCAGGAGGCCCCCCCACAGAGAGAAGUCCCUCUUUUCCCAUCCUGGAACAGGACGUGCACCCGGGCACCUCCCAAACUCAACAGCCCUCAACUUCUUCCCCCCCCCCCCCCCCCCCCCCUCACAAAUCCUGUUAAGGGUUUAUUGCUUACUGUGACUCUUUGUGUUCCUCAGAACGUUCCGGAAAACUUGUUCCGUCAAUAUUCGGUUUGUAUAAGUGGUUCUGUUAUGUAGGUAUAUGUCUGUUUUGAGGACAUGAAACUGAAGGUCCCCGGAUGGCAUACUUUUCCAUGCAGUAUUUCUUCUCUCUUACACUAUUUAUCAGAAGAAAGCCGAGUAAUGCAAUUUUCAUGGCCUCUCUGAGCGGAGCAGAUCUCUGUGGCCAUGACGAGCCGUCCGGUUUGCACUGCAUGGUUUAAAAAAGCUACAGUACUGCGCAGCAGCCGCUUGCCAUUUACACGCAUCUUUCUUUUCGCUCAUCGAUAAAGGACAUCGUCUGUCGGAUUGUCGAGACAUCUGUGGUACGUAGAAGGCGAUAAUAGUCGGAGUCAGUGGGCAUGCCAGUGCUUGUUUGUCAAGAAAGCAGUAAAUGUUUUGUAUAUUUAUAUAUUGGUGUGAAUAGUUCUAAAAAAAAAAGAAAAAACUAUACGAAAUGGCAGAAAGCUUGUCAGUUGAUGGUCUUGAUGGUCCGGGGUUGUCAUUAACAGGAAAAGUGGUGAAAUAUGUGGAAUGGUGGCCAAAGUACUGGUCUGAUCCAGGUCCACUCGCCACUGCUGCUCUUACAGGACAGGGCUGGUGUUUUAAUCAUAUCAAGAGGUCAGAAUUGAGAGCAUACAGAAUUGAAUGGGUGUCCUGUGCUAAGUGAGCUGCUGUUGGGACGGGACGGGUGUCUUAUCGCACCAAUGCAGGGGUACAUAGACGGCCUUUACUCUCAGGCCUGCCCUUGCCUUCCACUGACAGAAUUUUUGGGGUUGAUUUGGUCCCCUUUUAUCUCCCGUGAUGUCUGACCCACUUCACGCCCCUCAGAGCUUUUUAGAUGGGGGCGUUAAGCCCUGACGCUGGUCUUAAGACCCGGCCAGCGCGGUGGCUCUGUUCCUCUGAUCUGAGCACGGUGUGUUCACACCUCCGUCUGCUGCUCUGGUCCAGAGUGUUUACCCUGCGCAAGUGUUCAGCUACCCUGGGCAAGUGCUCAGUUGCCCUGAACAAGUGUUCCACUACCCUGGGCAAGUGUUCAGCCACCCCGAGUAUGCGUUCCACUACCCUGGGCAAGUGUUCAGCUCCUCUUUCACUUCACCUGGCACCAGAGGCAGGUUUUCUAAAUCCAGGGAUGUCAGACUCUACACAUUUUGGUAGAGCUAGGGGGAAAACUCCAGGGGGAAAAUGCUUUUGCCACAACGGUCUUUAUGUUUUAUAUGUGCUUUUUUAUGCAUUUUGUUUGCCAUAUCUUUGUAUGAGAAUUUAAGUAUCACAAAUGUUGAUUUUCAUAUUUUAUAACUAGGUUGCAAUCAGAAUCAGUGUUUGUAAUUCUAGUUAAUACGGUUCCUGCCUGGGGGCAAAUAUCUUAUGAUUCCGGCUAUUGAUUUGACCAAACCAGUUUAGCUUCUGUCCUUCCCCAGUUCAGCGAGUGCUUGCAGUGUGCAGAUAGCGAGAACGGCUGCUCUCUGUACAUCCAGGGCUGUGUUUGAGAAGCACAGGUUCAGACACGGGAGAAUCAAAAUGACCGAGGUAUGCCACCUCCACAGUACUGCCUGUAGAGGGCGCUGUUGAUUCUGUGAUCAGCCUGCUUCGUUGGUUUGUACCCGCAGAAGGAUUCAGGCUGUCUCCUCAUCUGCUGAAUGAUCCAUAUCAGUCGUUUAUUUUGUUGUCAUGACCGUAAAACUUCACGUCUGAGUUCUGUGGUGUUGGCACCGCACAGUUGUUGGCUGAGAUGAUAUUUUCAGUGGCUGGAAGAAAUCUAUCGGUAGAGAUCUAAUGCAACUGCACAAAUUGUGAAGUCCCUCCUCAGUGUAUGGAGGGUUUAAUACUUUUUAUAGUGACAUGCGUCUGUUAUUGGACUCUUUAUAGCUGGAUGCUUUGUAAACUUUUUUUAAUUGUCAUGUGAAUAGUAUUUACCAUUGUUAUAUAUAUAGUGUUAUUCUUGCAAAUUUCAAAUAUCAAUAUUUACAGAGGGAAUUGAUAUUACAAUGUAGACGCACAACUGAGAAUCACAAAAAUCUAUAGUAGCUUCAAAGUAAGUUUCCAUGGGUGAGGAUUCUCACUUAAUAUUGGUUAUAAUAUUCCCUACCUUUGUCUAGUACUGUAAACUUGUCUUACAGCCAUGAUGUACCUCAAGUUUAUUAACAGUAUUUAAAAUGGAAAGAAAAAAAAACAGUACUUCAGGCCAAUGCUCUGUAAUUAGGUGUUUACAAUCAAAUGCAUGUGAACCACACACUGUUUUUAAUUUACUCUCAGUUUGUCUAUUGUGGGGAUGUUAAAAGAUUUUGGGAUAUUUGUAAUAUCGUUUAGUUAAUCAUGUUUUAUCCAUGUCCACUUAACCAUUUAUACUGAAACUUCAGCAUACAUUUUUGCAUUUUAGAAACAUGCUGAGUGUUUUCACAUAUUUCACACAUGUAUGUUUUAUAGGUUUUUUCUUAUUUUGAAGACCUGUAUUUGUGUUACCAUAGCCUGUCUGUUUAUGGUACGUGUACAGUUUUUGUCCUUUUUUAAAGUCAAUUAAACUUUGGCACUGAUUGUA
Messenger RNA from Anguilla anguilla (European eel), 4132 nucleotides. RefSeq names its product zinc finger protein ubi-d4-like. The transcript has 11 exons. The record is from RefSeq and is a predicted model, not a curated record. Gene Ontology annotation, cellular component: nBAF complex. Gene Ontology annotation, biological process: nervous system development. The coding region runs from base 115 to 1323 and encodes 402 amino acids. Lineage: Eukaryota; Metazoa; Chordata; Actinopteri; Anguilliformes; Anguillidae.